UGGCCUAUCUCUACUGUGCCAAAAUCUUGUAGCAAGCAAGUAAGACAGAGCGCGAUAGAUUUCGAUCAUCCCCAUCUCUUUCUGGCAUGCUCCGAUUGGCUGAAGGCUCGUCCCCUCUCUUUUAUGAGAGUAUCGUAUGAUACUCAGGCAGACCCCAGAAAUAAGGGGUGCCGAUCGAGUUUGUUUACAUAUUAUACGUGCGAACUGAUGCGAACCAAAAAUAUUUGUGUAAAACGCAAAUGUUUUUAAUUAGUGUCACACAAUGCCAUAUACGUGUCGCGUUCCGAACUGUAAGGCAACUUAUGGGACCAGUGAAACAUUAGACGUUAGUUUCCAUCAGUUACCAAAGAACAAUGAGCGCGGUAAAGAAUGGACAGAAACCCUGUGGAAGAAAUGUAACGUGGAGCUACGCACAUCAGAUCGAUUGUGCAGUAGACAUUUUGAUCGCGUUUGCUUCAGUGUGGGCCCGUUUGGAAAACGGAGACUAAAAUCUGAUGCUGUGCCGACUAUAUUCGACAAUACUUUGUCUGGAGACAAAGUUUCUGAAUCAAUAGAAGAAGCCAUAGAAGUUCCUAAUUCGGAUUCAUCAUCAGUUGAAAAUCCCAAUCAAAGCAUUGAGUAAGAUUCUUUAUUUUCACGUAUUAUGUUCGAGAGUUGAGUUGAGUUGAGACUCACAACUACAAUAGAAUAUGACUUUUUGUUCAAACGUAUUUGCAUAUACGAAUAAAUCAUGAAGAGAAAGGACGUCAAGAGUCGAUAGAUCGGAUACGUAAAGUGUAUUCUCGAAUGAUUGUACACAGGCAUCAGUAAAUACAAAAUUGUUAUUCAAGUA
Athalia rosae (coleseed sawfly) is the source of this 832-nucleotide messenger RNA. Its product is annotated as THAP domain-containing protein 2-like. The record is from RefSeq and is a predicted model, not a curated record. The transcript has 4 exons. The coding region runs from base 263 to 622 and encodes 119 amino acids. Lineage: Eukaryota; Metazoa; Arthropoda; Insecta; Hymenoptera; Athaliidae.